Messenger RNA from Trachemys scripta elegans, 4939 nucleotides. RefSeq names its product C2 calcium dependent domain containing 5 (gene C2CD5). The record is from RefSeq and is a predicted model, not a curated record. Bases 145 to 3654 code for a protein of 1169 amino acids. The transcript is spliced from 28 exons. Gene Ontology annotation, cellular component: plasma membrane. Gene Ontology annotation, biological process: positive regulation of protein targeting to membrane; intracellular protein transmembrane transport; positive regulation of D-glucose transmembrane transport. Gene Ontology annotation, molecular function: calcium-dependent phospholipid binding; calcium ion binding. Lineage: Eukaryota; Metazoa; Chordata; Testudines; Emydidae.
AUGCCCGUGGGCGCGCCGAAUGGAGGGGAGUGAGGGACUUGCUUACCGUUGCCCAGCUCCGCGCAUGCGCACGUCGCUCCCUUACCGUUCCUUGGGACACAAACACGCUGCUCUUGUUUUCUCCUUGUAGCUGGGGGCAGGAAGAUGCCGGGGAAGUUGAAGGUCAAGAUCGUGGCCGGACGCCAUUUGCCAGUGAUGGACCGAGCCAGUGACCUGACUGACGCCUUCGUGGAGGUAAAAUUUGGAAAUACCACAUUUAAGACAGAUGUGUACCCCAAAUCCCUCAAUCCUCAGUGGAACUCAGAAUGGUUUAAAUUUGAGGUAGAUGAUGAAGACCUACAAGAUGAGCCCCUGCAGAUCACGGUUCUUGAUCAUGACACCUACAGUGCUAAUGAUGCCAUUGGCAAAGUGUACAUUGAUAUUGAUCCUUUGCUCUAUAGUGAGGCAGCUACAGUUAUCUCUGGAUGGUUUCCAAUUUAUGAUACCAUACAUGGUAUCCGUGGGGAGAUCAAUGUGGUAGUGAAAGUAGACCUCUUCAAUGAUUUAAACCGUUUUAGGCAGUCAUCCUGUGGAGUCAAGUUUUUUUGCACCACAUCUAUUCCAAAGUGCUAUAGAGCUGUAGUAAUUCAUGGAUUUGUGGAAGAGCUGGUUGUUAAUGAAGACCCCGAAUACCAAUGGAUAGACCGAAUCCGUACUCCAAGGGCAUCAAAUGAGGCUAGACAGAGACUUAUUUCACUGAUGUCAGGUGAACUUCAAAGGAAGAUUGGCUUGAAGGUACUUGAAAUGAGAGGGAAUGCAGUUGUUGGUUACUUGCAGUGUUUUGAUUUGGAGGGAGAAUCUGGACUAGUAGUACGAGCCAUAGGAACAGUCUGUACCUUGGAUAAAAUAAGUAACACAGCAUUCUUACCUGCAUGUAAUUCCCCAUCUAAAGAAAUGAAGGAGAUUCCUUUCAAUGAAGAUCCCAAUCCCAAUACUCAUUCAUCAGGACCCUCCACCCCUCUGAAAAACCAAACCUAUUCCUUUUCACCUUCCAAGUCCUACAGUCGACAGUCCUCUUCUUCUGACACAGAUUUGAGUUUGACACCCAAAACUGCACCUUCCCCACAGGGGCCUAGGAUUUUCCUGUUUCCUAGCUCCCCUACUCUGUCUUGUGGUUCCCCACAGCUUAACAAGUCCUGUCUCCUCCUCCCGGGGUCUAGCCUUAACCCUCUUCACUCUAGCCAUGUCAGCCCAUUUGUUCUGAGGAAAAGUGUCUCUUUCACUGAAGAGCUGCUUCUGGCUGCUUCUGGAAUGGGCAGUGGAAGUGCUGGAAAAGAAGGGGGACCAUUUAAAGCUCUAUUAAGACAACAGACGCAGACAGCUCUGGAGCAAAGGGAAUUUCCCUUUUUUACCUUGACGGCCUUUCCACCUGGCUUCCUUGUCCAUGUUGGUGGUGUGGUCAGUGCACGCUCUGUGAAGCUUUUGGACCGCAUCCACAAUCCUGCCUUUGUCGGAAUUAUGGGUAACACAAGAUCAUACAAACUGCUAGACUGGAAUAGUUUCAAUUCAGAUGAACCAGAGACACGAGAUGCGUGGUGGGCAGAAAUCAGACAAGAGAUAAAAUCCCAUGCCAAGGCAUUGGGUUGUCAUGCUGUAGUGGGCUACAGUGAAUCAACUAGCAUUUGUGAAGAGGUCUGUAUUUUGUCCGCGUCUGGCACAGCAGCUGUACUGAACCCUAGGUUUCUCCAGGAUGGCACCAUGGAAGGCUGUUUGGAACAAAGGUUGUCAUGGCAGCCUGGCUUCUUUUCCAUAGGGUCAGAGAAGGGAGAGGUUGAUUUUUUUCCUCAGAACCAAGAUAGUUCUUCUCUAUUAGGGAUAGAAGAAACUUCACCUCCAGGUUGUGGAUUUUGCCACAUACCAUAUGAUGAACUGAACAUGCCAUUCCCUGCUCAUCUCACAUACUGUUACAACUGCAGAAAACAAAAGGUUCCUGAUGUUCUUUUCACAACAAUAGAUCUGCCUGCAGAGGCAAUGGUUAUUGGGAAGGGAUGUCUUAUUCAAGCCAGGUUAUGUCGCCUGAAAAAGAAAGCUCAAGCUGAAGCAAAUGCAACAUCCAUCAGUAAUCUGUUGCCAUUUAUGGAAUAUGAAGUACACACCCAGCUAAUGAAUAAACUUAAAUUGAAAGGAAUGAAUGCUCUGUUCGGUCUGAGGAUUCAGAUUACAGUGGGUGAAAAUAUGCUGAUGGGCUUGGCAUCUGCCACUGGUGUGUAUCUGACAGCUUUACCGACCCCUGGUGGUAUUCAGAUUGCUGGGAAGACUCCAAAUGAUGGCGCCUAUGAACAGCAUGUUUCUCACAUGCAAAAAAAAAUAAAUGAUACAAUAGCAAAAAACAAGGAGCUUUAUGAGAUUAACCCUCCUGAGAUACCAGAGGAAAUCAUAGGGUCUCCCUUUCCAGAACCAAGACAGCGUUCCAGGCUGCUAAGAUCUCAGUCAGAAAGUUCUGAUGAAGUUAUGGAACUGGACCUUUCACAUGGGAAAAAGGAUGCUUUUGUCUUGGAGAUUGAUGAUACAGAUGCAAUGGAAGAUGUACAUUCUUUACUGACGGAUGUUCCACCACCUCCAGGUUUUUACAGUUGUAACACAGAAAUUAUGCCUGGCAUAAAUAACUGGACUUCUGAUAUACAGAUGUUCACCUCAGUAAGAGUAUCCAGAUUAAGCAACAUUAACCUGACAAAUCAAACACUUAACAAGAACUUUAAUGAUCUCUGUGAGAAUCUGCUUAAGAGUCUAUAUUUUAAGCUACGAUCUAUGAUUCCCUGCUGCCUUUGUCACGUAAAUUUUACAGUGGCUCUUCCAGAGGAUGAAGUAAUUCAGAUCACAGUCACAGCGGUUGCAAUAACAUUUGACAAAAACCAAGCUUUACAAACCAGUAAAGUCCCUGCAGAAAAAACAUUGCAAAGGGCCUCUACAGACAAUGAAGAGCAGCUACAAUUUCCAUUGGAACUUUGCUCUGAUCCUCUCGUUUCUCAACCAUUCUCACCAGCUAAAGAGGUCCUGGAGAAUGCAGGUUCCCACACAGGUAUACCAGCUGCACAGAGAGCAACGUCAGUUGAUUACAGUUCCUUUGCAGACAGAUGCAACAGCUGGAUAGAGCUCAUUAAACUGAAAGCUCAGACCAUAAGGCGUGGAUCAAUUAAGACAAGUAGGCCUGCUUCUCUUGACAAAGCAAGUCCACUGGCUGAAGGACACUUGCGUCACCGUUCUGUUCCAUCAUGCACCAAUUCUACUGUCUCAGUUGUUAAGAUGACACCUCUUUCUUUUAUCCCUGGGGCAAAAAUAACCAAGUAUCUUGGGAUAAUCAACAUGUUUUUUAUUCGAGAAACCACUUCUUUACGUGAGGAGGGCGGUGUCAGUGGCUUUCUCCAUGCUUUCAUUGCUGAAGUGUUUGCAAUGGUGAGGGCUCACGUUGCAGCUUUAGGGGGGAAUGCAGUUGUCUCGUACAUAAUGAAACAGUGUGUUUUCAUGGAGAACCCCAACAAAAAUCAGGCACAGUGUCUAAUAAAUGUCAGUGGGGAUGCGGUGAUUGUUGUACGUGAAUCUGAAUUAGAAAUGGUACCAGUGCAACCAUCUGCUGCUGUCUCUCAACCCGCAAGUGCUGGAGAUGUCACGACAUGAAACCAGAAGAAAUGGAAUGGCUCUGCCCGAAGUAAAAAGAUCUCUGCAAAAUGUGGGAACGUUUAGCUUUACCUCUUCAAAAAUCAGUAAUUCUCCAAAAUAUUACAGUCAGCUAAAUCUGAGACAAUCACUAACCUUUGUCCAUCAACUUACAUAAUAGCCAGGGCAACAUUUUAUUGGCAAGUACCCUGUAAUUCCAUUUUUUUAAUCACUAGCCCCGUGAAAUCUAGACAGAUGAGGCAUUGAUCUAAAGGAAUUCCAUAGAGCUCCUGAAAUAAAACAGGAACUUACCUGUGUUUUUUCUUUAUGUAGUUGUUUGACAGGGCCAGAACAAAUAAUAACUCAAACAGUAUCUGAGUCUGAUAAUGCUUGUUCAUGUUAAUUUACUCUUAGUUAAUUUAAGAAACAAAAACUGGAAGAUAAUCAAGAAACUGGAAUCAGCUGCCUUUGAAUGAGCAAGAGAUCAUGAACCGGUUUAAAAAAAUAUGACCAAAUAAGCAAUCGUCUGAUAUUAAGUCUGUAACGAGCGUUAGCUCAUGGAACUUUGAGAGCAAAAAGCACCAGAAAUGACUGUCUGAAUUUAGCAGCAUGCUAAAAUGUUUUUCAACUGUUUGUGAACUAGUGAAUAUUUUUAUUGUACAACAUAUUUUUUUAUUUUAAAUGUUCGUUAUUGUUGCUGCAUUGUAAGCAUAACUAUGGUAAAACAAAAUAAAUUAUUAUAUCUGGUUCAGGUAUUAUAAGUUCAUUUCAAUAUUAACAUUUGUACAAUGCUUUUUUUUUAUUUUUUCAAAGAGUCUGCAAAAUAAUGUCCUAAACUACUGAAGUCCAUUUUUUUAGGGCAUGAUCUUGCAAUAUUGAUAUAGACAAAGUCAGAGAGACAGUCACCUGCAUAUUUGGAUGCAGAAUCAGGCCCUCUGUAUUUUGCUAUUUGGAAAUGCCUGGCUAACUUGAGUAAAAGAACAGUUAAAAUAUUUUAACUGACAUUAACUUCUGCAAGUCAGGUUUCCUUUCAAAUACAAUAAUUGGGAGAUGAUGGGUACUGCAGGAAAAGGAAACAAUACAUCUCCAGCAAAUCUUUUGAAGACUUUGGUAGAAUAAUAUAAAGACUGACUCUUUAGAUUUGAAGACACGUUCAUGGAAAUGUGUUGACAACAUCUAAUAUGGAACUUGAAUAAAUGUGUAAACUUGAAUGUAAAUAUUCUGUGUAGUCAGACUCAAAUAUCCCAUUGUAUAUGAGCAUGAAAAUCAUAUUCCUCUUUGUACAAUAAAUUUCUGUAUAAAACCA